AUGGCCACCCAUGAGACCGGCGAGUACGUCGUCGAAGAUAUCGACGCCACCUCACUGCACACACAUCACGAGGGCGACGAGGACAGCGAUGGAAGUAGGAGGCGGGAGCUGGUAUCCAACCCUAGUUCGUCGGAGGAGACCGAUCCCCCACGAGAUGAAGAGGAGGCGGUCCGCGGCGAGAAGACGAACAAGUACGAACUACAGGACCAGACGAAUCUCCUGCCGGUGCGGCAAGUCGUUGUCAUUUUCAUGGGCCUCAAUUGUGCGCUCUUCUGCUCACUGCUUGAGCAGACGAUCGUCACAACAGCCCUGCCGACCCUCGGCAGAGUGUUCAAUGAGGCCGCCAUUUCGUCAUGGGUCGGAACGGCGUACAUGCUCACAUCGACCGCGCUGCAACCAGUAUAUGGCCGCCUUUCUGACAUUUACGGACGCAAGUCGGUCCUCCUGGGCUCCCUCGUCAUCUUUAUGCUCGGCUCGCUCGCUUGUGCGCUCAGCACUAGUAUGACCAUGUUAAUCGUCUUCCGCGCCAUUCAGGGCAUCGGCGGCGGCGGCAUCCUCACUCUUGCGCUCAUCAUCAUCUCCGACGUCGUGUCCCUUAAAGACCGCGGCAAGUAUCAAGGCAUCACCGGCGGUGUCGUGGCCGCGGCCAACUCGCUAGGCCCUAUUGUCGGCGGCACGUUCACCGAAAAGGUCACCUGGCGCUGGUGCUUCUACAUCAAUUUGCCCAUCACAGGCGUCGCGAUCAUUGUCAUCUUCUUCCUUCUCCCGCUCAAGAAAGUGCACGGGUCAGCACGCUCCAAGCUCCGCAAACUCGACUAUUAUGGAUCGAUCCUCACACUGGCAUGGGCAGUGCCGUUCCUCAUCGCCCUCUCAUGGGGUGGCACAAUGUACUCGUGGGCAUCGGCGGCCGUCCUUGCACCGCUUAUCAUCGGCAUUGUUCUGGGUUUCGUCUUCAUCUUCGUCGAGAUGAAGCUUGUCCCUCUCCCCCUCAUUCCCAUGUACAUCUUCCGCAAUAUGACUGUUGCGGCGAGCAUGGCGACGUCAUUCUGCAACGGCGCAGCCUUCUACGCCACACUAUACUACCUCCCGCAGUACUUUCAGGUUGUGCGUGGCGAGUCGCCCAUCCAGUCGGCCGUCGACAUGCUGCCCCUCACCUUCGUGCAGGUGUUCUGUUCCUUCUGCUCCGGCUACCUGGUGUCCAAGACUGGCGACUACAAAUGGAACCUGAUGGCAGGGUUCUUCAUCUGGACUAUUGGGCUCGGCUUGAUGUCAUCAAUCAACCCCUACACCUCCAAAGCGCACAUCUACGGCUACCAAGUCCUUAUUGGAGUCGGCGCGGGGCAGACCUUCCAGACUUCCCUCAUCGCGAUUCAAGCAAGUGUCGACCGCAAAGACAUGGCCACCGCGACGGGCACGCGCAACUUCCUCCGCAUGCUCGGGGGCACAGUCACGCUGGCCGUCUGCACAGCGAUCGUGAACAACAUUGCGCGGAGCAUGCUCGACGAGGUGUUCCCCGCCGACGUGGUGACGGCCGUCCUGGCCGCGCCGACCGAGCUCGCGGUGAUGGGCUUUGAUGAGCAGCAGAUCCGCCUCGUGCGCGAGGCAUACAGCCGCGGCAUCAAUGGGUGUUUCUGGUUCUCUGUGCCGAUGGCUGGGAUCUCGUUCUUCAUCACGGUGUUCUUCAUCCGGCGCGUGAGCCUCAAGCGGGAAGACGACGAGCAGAAGAAGGCCGAGGGCAGGGCGUGGGCCGAGGCGCGGAAGAAGCAGCGCCGGGCGGAGCAGACGGACUCGAGCGCGACGGCUGUGAGUGCGGGGUCGCGUGAGGAGGAGGCGAAGGCCCCCGCGGAGAAGCCGUCGGGGCCAAUAUCAUAG
Molecule: messenger RNA, 1872 nt
Organism: Cutaneotrichosporon oleaginosum
Lineage: Eukaryota; Fungi; Basidiomycota; Tremellomycetes; Trichosporonales; Trichosporonaceae
Biological process (GO): transmembrane transport
Cellular component (GO): plasma membrane
Molecular function (GO): transmembrane transporter activity
Source: RefSeq, a predicted model, not a curated record